GUCAAUUUAACUGUUAAAGAGGAAGGGGUAUUGCCUUUGAAACCUGAACCCCUGUAUGCUAUUGAUGGAGACAAGGGAAUUAAUGAACCGAUAGAGUAUUACAUUUUGAGUGGGAAUGAAGCAGGUCUGUUUGACAUGAAUAGUAAUACUGGAAAUAUCACAAUGUUAAAAGCUGUGGAUAUAGCAGGGCCAAUACUCUUGACAGUUAUGGCUUUCCAGACUAAGAACCCCAACCAGUUUUCUACGACGUCUGUUGUUAUAGAUGUUGUGAUGAAGACCCUCAACCCUCCUGAGUUUGAAAAGCCCAGAUAUAACGGGUUUGUAUCCAGUGACUCAGAUGUGGGGAGUAUGGUCCUGGAAGAGGGGUUUUCUGCUAGGCCCUUGAAGGUCCUUGCUACGGACGCCGAUUUCGCAGAUGGUGUAAACCCUAAUGUUGAAUAUAAAGUCCAAGACAACAAUGACCUUACAGUGACUAAAGAAGGUUUUAUUCUUACGAAGAAGAUCUUACAACCUAACACAAUUAUUGCACAAAUAAUUGCUGAGGAUAUGUCAAAUGGAGAAUCUGCCUCAACUAUAGUCACAGUUGAGGUGCUAAUGGGUGGCGAUGCAGUGCUAACUGGUGCAUACAGUCCAGAAGACAUGGCUGCCCUGGGAGCUACUCUUGCUGUCCUGCUCAUUCUUUCGAUGGUGAUAAUUGGCCUGCUGGUAUUUAAAAUCUACAAAACAAAAACAGACUGGAAAAAGCUAUCUGAAGCCAGUAUCUUCCGGAGUUCUAUUGGCCGCGGUUCCUCUGCAAAUGACGGGAUGCAGUUUGUAAAUGAUGGUUACAAGAAUGGUGAUGAUGCAAGCAGUGUUGAUUCCAAAUGCCCAGACGAGGUUGACCACAAUAUAUACGUAAAUCUACAAUCAAAAACCCAAGAGCUUCCCGAGCCUGUGAGCUUCUCGGCAGCUCCUGCUCUGGCCUCUGAUCUGUUGGGAGAUUCAAGCAGCCUGGCUGGGUCCGACAAAACAGAGAGUGAGAAAGAGGUCAAGCCCAUCCUCACCAAGGAAAGAAGGAAUGAAGAGGGGUAUAAGUCCGUCUGGUUCAAAGAGGACAUUGAUCCCAAUGCUAAAGAGGAAGUAGUCAUUAUUCCAGACAACCCAGAGACCGAAGCUGUCGAAGAUUAUGAAUCCUUAGCUGGGGACGACAGUGACAAGGAUCCUGAGUCUCCAACAGCCCAAAGAAAAGCGUCCUUGGAAGAUGGAGAGAUUAAGUUUACCAAGACCUCCGCUGUCCGCUUCCAAGACCCCAAAGCUCACAGUGGAGACAAAUAUACCUUGGACACUGACAACGAGGAAGACAACAUAUCUCUGUAAAAGAGAAACUCUUCUUGUUGCAUGAGAAACACACCUGCAUUGCCAUGAUCUGUUAUGAACUCUCAGGAUUUCACUGCAAUCAGCAGAAGUGUGAUUAGAAAUUCCGUUGCUCGUGAAUGCUGCCUUCCAUUUAAUUUUUCUGAAAGUGAUUUUAGAACUUUUCUCUUUGAAAGAUUAUUAACCAUUUCAAAA
This is a messenger RNA of Lepisosteus oculatus (spotted gar), 1548 nucleotides long. The record is from RefSeq and is a predicted model, not a curated record. NCBI's taxonomy places the organism in Eukaryota, Metazoa, Chordata, Actinopteri, Semionotiformes, Lepisosteidae.